Molecule: messenger RNA, 709 nt
Organism: Cryptomeria japonica (Japanese cedar)
Lineage: Eukaryota; Viridiplantae; Streptophyta; Pinopsida; Cupressales; Cupressaceae
Product: signal peptidase complex subunit 1
Exons: 2
Coding region: 171-473 (100 amino acids)
Biological process (GO): protein targeting to ER
Cellular component (GO): signal peptidase complex; endoplasmic reticulum membrane
Source: RefSeq, a predicted model, not a curated record
UUUCAUCUACAAAUGUCAAUUGACUAACUGCUCCCCACAAUUACAUCGCACCCACAACGGUACAAAUCCACUGACCUCCAUAACAAUAAAACUUGCACGCAAAAUUGCAGAUUUGCAGCAGAGUAAAGCAUUAUCUGUAUUAUCAGUCUAUUCGAACCUUUGGCGUGGGGAUGGAUUGGCAAGGGCAAAAACAGUCGGAGAUUCUGAUGCAGAUAAUGCUUGUGGUAUCUGCUGUGGCGGCGUUCGUCACAGGUUAUGUGAUGAGUUCAUUUAAGAACAUGCUUCUAAUUUAUGCUGCCGGGGUUGUUCUAACCUUGUUGACUACUGUUCCGGACUGGCCCUUGUUUAAUCGUCACCCUUUGCAGUGGCUCGAUCCCAAGGAAGCCGAAAUACAUGGCGUUAGGGUUCAGAAGCCCUCAAAAUCCCAGCCUCAAAUUUCAAGUAAGAAGCCCCCAAAAGCUUCCAAGAAGUAGGAUUUUCCCUUGCAUUUUAGAACUUGGCGGCUAUAUUCUCGUUUUUUCCUUUAUUAAUUGGUUUGAAGCACGAGUGCUUUAGCCAAUUCUUUGCCGAUUACGGAUGUUUUUUUGCUAUCAGUUUUUAUACAGUGAUAAUAAGGGUUUUUUUUGUCACUUUGAUGAUCAAAGGCGUAUCUUGGAAAGGUUGUUUGAAUGCUCUUGAUGAUAUUUUACAUACAGUGAUGAAUUUGGUA